This is a messenger RNA of Racocetra persica, 279 nucleotides long. Lineage: Eukaryota; Fungi; Glomeromycota; Glomeromycetes; Diversisporales; Gigasporaceae. The record is from the annotation of a GenBank genome assembly.
UUUGAAAAGAAAGUGAUGUUAGUUGAAAGGUUUUUGAAAGCUAUUGCAAGAGUUCAGAAAACAGCGAAAAUUACAAGGACUAUUCAUCCGAGGAUUAUUACAACUGAAAAAAACAGCAAAAAGGUUAUCAAGAUUUCUCUUUCUCCUACUACUGCGAUGGUAAAAGAUAUGACAACCAAACAAUUAAAAAAAGCCAUUCAAAAAGAUUUAGAAGAAUUAAAGGAAAUUUUACCCUUGGAACCCAGUUUAUUACCGGAUGAAGAUGAUUCCGAAACCUGA